Molecule: messenger RNA, 5524 nt
Organism: Magnolia sinica
Lineage: Eukaryota; Viridiplantae; Streptophyta; Magnoliopsida; Magnoliales; Magnoliaceae
Exons: 14
Coding region: 162-4970 (1602 amino acids)
Biological process (GO): mRNA splicing, via spliceosome
Cellular component (GO): catalytic step 2 spliceosome
Molecular function (GO): helicase activity; mRNA binding
Source: RefSeq, a predicted model, not a curated record
CGCUAGGGUUUAUCGGAGGUUUCUUCUCCAAAAUCCCGCUCAAAAUCUCUCCCCUUCAAGGUAAGAAAAUACCUGAAACCCUCUCUCUUCAAAUCUCUCAGCCUCCUCUACAUCUCUCUCAAUUUCUCUCUAAUACAACCCUUCAAGCCAUAGAAGGAAAGAUGACGAAGGUGUACGGAGUGGGCGUCUACGAUUUCAAGCGCCACCGCGUCGCAGAAUACCCCGUGGAAUUGGCGGGCGCCGACGGCCUCGGUAAGCCCGCGGAUCAGCGUCCCGGCACCAACCUCUCCAACUCCAUCACCCUCGUCGAGAUCCAACACGACCGUCUGACGAAGAUCGCUACCGCCAACUGGGCCAAGACCGGCACCGAUCUCAAGCCGUUUGAUCCAAAUCUCGUGAAGGAGAUCUAUGACACCGAGCUCCUCGUCACCACCGGGCAGAAGACUGUCCCGCUGCAACGGGUCAUGAUCCUGGAGGUGAGCCAGUACCUGGAGAACUACCUCUGGCCGAAUUUCGAUUCGGAUACGGCCACGUUCGAGCAUGUCAUGUCCAUGAUCCUCAUGAUCAACGAGAAGUUUCGAGAGAAUGUUGCGGCAUGGAUUUGCUUCUAUGAUAGGAAGGAUGUUUUCAAGGGGUUCUUGGGAAGGGUUCUCCGGCUGAAGGAGCAGCAUGCAAGAAGCUUAACUAUAGCGGAGAAGACCAACUACUUGCUUUUCAUGAUCAAUGCUUUUCAGAGUUUGGAAGAUGAGCUUGUAAGUCAGACCGUCUUGAAGUUGGUCAGCUUGCAGUUGUGGCAUAGUCUUUCAUUUGGUAAAUUUCAGAUGGAGCUAUGCCUUAAUCCACAUCUAAUCAAGAAGUGGAAAAGAAUGAAUACAAAGGAAGCAAAGGAAGCUAUGAAAGGAGGGUUGCCCUUUGACCCCUCGAACAUGCUUGAAGUGAAGUUCUUAAGAAAUCUAAUUGAAGAGUUUCUAGAGAUACUAAGUUCCAAAGUUAUAUUACAAAAACAGAGUGAUCAUGAAAAGACCGGACUUGAUGUUUAUAAUGGUAAUGAAAAAGUUGAUGAUGCUUGUGUUUUGUACUGUGAGAGGUUUAUGGAAUUCCUGAUUGAUCUAUUAAGCCAACUGCCUACAAGGAGGUAUUUGAAGCCUGUUGUGGCUGAUGUUGCUGUUGUUGCUAAAUGUCAUUUAAGUGUUCUUUAUACUCAUGAAAAGGGGCAGCUUUUUGUACAACUGGUGGACCUGCUACAGUUUUAUGAAGGUUUCGAGAUUGAUGAUUUUGAUGGGACGCAGAUGAGUGAUGACAGUGUGCUCCUUGCUCAUUAUUCUCGCCUGCAAGCUUUCCAAUUACUUGUAUUUAAAAAAAUCCCUAAGUUGGGAGACCUUGCGUUGGUCAACAUCGGUUCAAUUCAUAAACGUGCUGAUCUCUCAAAGAAAUUGGCUGUAUUAUCUACAGAGGAGCUACAAGACUUGAUCUGCAAUAAGCUCAAAUUGGUAUCCAAUGAAGACCCAUGGGCCAAGAGGGCUGAUUUUCUUAUUGAGGUUGCGGUCUCCUUUUUUGGAAAACGGCAGUCCCAGAAGGAAGCUAUAAAUGCCCUUCCUCUCUACCCAAACGAGCAGAUAAUGUGGGAUGAAAGCCUUGUACCGAGUAUCAACUACUCUGGGGAAGGAUGCCUGGCUCUCCCAAAGCUUAAUCUGCAGUUUUUGACAUUUCAUGAUUAUCUGUUGAGAAAUUUCAAUCUUUUCCGGCUUGAAUCAACAUACGAAAUCCGUGAGGAUAUUCAAGAGGCCAUACCGCACCUUCUUGCUUACAUAAACAAUGAGGGAGAAACUGCGUUUCGGGGUUGGUCAAGGAUGGCGGUGCCAAUCAAGCAAUUUAGGAUUGCGGAGGUAAAGCAACCAAAUAUUGGAGAAGUAAAGCCAUCAUCUGUUACAGCUGAGGUUACAUUCAGCAUUUCCAGUUAUAGAGCACAUAUAAGAUCAGAAUGGAAUGCCCUUAAAGAGCAUGACGUCUUAUUCCUACUUUCUAUUCGCCCCUCUUUUGAGCCCCUGAGUGCAGAGGAAGCUGAAAAGUUGAGUGUACCCGAAAGGCUUGGCCUUCAGUUUGUACGCGGAUGUGAAGUAAUUGAGAUACGUGAUGAGGAGGGAGUUCUCAUGAAUGACUUCACUGGGCGAAUUAAAAGAGAUGAAUGGAAGCCGCCUAAGGGGGAAAUGCGCACAGUGACUGUUGCCUUAGACACAGCACAGUACCACAUGGAUGUCACGGAUAUUGCAGAAAAAGGUGCAGAAGAUGUUUAUGGGACAUUCAACAUUUUGAUGAGAAGAAAACCUAAGGAAAACAAUUUCAAAGCAAUUUUGGAGUCCAUACGAGACCUCAUGAAUGAAUCUUGUAUUGUUCCUGACUGGCUGCAUAAUGUAUUCUUGGGGUAUGGAAACCCUUCUGCUGCACAAUGGACAAACAUGCCUGAUCUUUUGGAAAAAGUGGACUUCAAAGAUACUUUUCUUGAUGCAAACCAUUUGAGGGACGGUUUCUCAGAUUAUCAGGUUUGCUUUACGAACCCAGAUGGCACAGAGAAUUUAAAUCCAGAACCCCCUUUCCGAAUAACAUUGCCCAAGACACUGAAGGGUAAUGCUUAUGCACUCCCAGGAAAUAAGAAGUCCGGCAGUACAACCACAACGAAUGAUGUUAAUAUGGCUGAUGGAAAUGCUGAGAAAGAAAAGCUUAUUGUUGAGGCAUAUGUUCCUCCUGAUCCUGGGCCUUAUCCCCAAGAUCAGCCAAAGCAGAACUCAGUUAGAUUUACUCCCACUCAGAUAGGAGCAAUCAUAUCGGGUAUUCAGCCAGGGCUGACGAUGGUGGUAGGUCCCCCAGGUACCGGGAAGACAGAUACCGCUGUGCAGAUCUUGAAUGUUCUUUAUCAUAACUGCCCUUCUCAGAGAACAUUAAUCAUCACUCAUUCAAAUCAGGCUCUGAAUGAUCUUUUCGAGAAGAUAAUGCAGAGGGAUGUCCCUGCGCGAUACCUUCUCCGCUUGGGUCAAGGUGAACAAGAGCUGGACACGGAUCUUGAUUUCAGCCGACAAGGCCGUGUGAAUGCAAUGCUUGUCCGACGAUUAGAGCUGCUGAGUGAAGUUGAGAGACUUGCUAGAUCUCUUCAAUUGCCGGAAGAUGUGGGUUAUACUUGUGAAACUGCUGGAUACUUUUGGUUGCUCCAUGUUUACUCACGUUGGGAGCAAUUUCUUUCUGCCUGUGCACAAAAUCAAGAUAAACCAACAUUUGUCAAAGACCGCUUCCCCUUUCAGGAGUUCUUCUCUAACACACCUCAGCCAGUUUUCACUGGCCAGUCAUUUGAAAAGGACAUGCGGGCAGCAAAAGGGUGCUUCCGCCAUCUUACAACCAUGUUUCAAGAGCUUGAGGAGUGCAGGGCCUUUGAAUUGCUGAAAUCAACGGCUGAUCGAGCAAAUUAUCUGAUGACCAAGCAGGCAAAGAUUGUGGCCAUGACAUGCACCCAUGCUGCUCUGAAGAGAAAGGAUUUUCUUCAGCUGGGCUUCAAGUAUGACAAUUUGCUUAUGGAGGAAAGUGCACAGAUUUUGGAGAUAGAGACAUUCAUCCCAAUGUUGCUUCAAAGACAGGAAGAUGGUUAUGCACGGCUGAAGAGGUGCAUACUGAUUGGUGAUCAUCACCAGCUGCCACCAGUCGUGAAAAACAUGGCUUUUCAAAAGUAUAGCCACAUGGAUCAGAGCCUUUUCACAAGGUUUGUUCGUCUUGGUAUUCCUUAUAUUGAACUCAAUGCCCAGGGUAGAGCAAGACCAAAUAUAGCAAAGCUUUACAACUGGAGAUAUAGGGAUCUGGGUGACCUUCCUUAUGUGCGCGAGGAAGUUAUCUUUCAUAAAGCUAAUGCUGGAUUUUGCUACGAAUAUCAGCUGGUUGAUGUUCCUGAUUACCAUGGACGGGGUGAGAGUGCUCCGUCGCCUUGGUUCUAUCAAAAUGAAGGGGAGGCUGAAUAUAUUGUUAGUGUAUACAUGUACAUGCGUUUGCUUGGUUACCCUGCCAGUAAGAUAUCCAUUUUGACCACAUACAAUGGCCAGAAACUUCUGAUCCGUGAUGUUGUCAACAGGCGGUGCAUGUCAUGUGGUAUUGGCCCACCUAGCAAGGUUACAACAGUUGAUAAAUUCCAAGGUCAGCAAAAUGACUUUAUUUUGCUCUCUCUGGUUCGUACUCGUUUUGUGGGUCACCUUCGCGACGUUAGAAGAUUGGUUGUUGCCAUGUCUCGAGCACGAUUGGGGUUGUAUGUGUUCUGCCGCCGAUCUCUGUUCGAACAGUGCUAUGAGCUACAACCAACAUUCCAGCUUCUGCUUCAGAGACCAGAUCGUCUUGCCUUGAACCUAGACGAGACCACUCCAUAUACAGAACGUCUUACUGGAGAUACUGGGAGGAUUCAUUUCGUAAGUGACACACAAGAGAUGGAUGGUAUCGUCAACUUCAAACUUCAUCAGCUCUACCAGGCACAAGUAAUGGGGCAUGCUUAUAAUCAGUUCUGUGCUUAUCCGGAUAGAGCUGCAGCCCAUGCCAUGGAUGCAGAUGCGGAGCACAAUGAGCAUCAGGAUCUAUUGUCUCAGCCCCAAACAGGACAUGCUGGUUUACCCCAUGCCAUGGAUGCAGAUGAUGAGCACGAGCAUCAGAACCCGUCCUCCCAGCCCCAUACAGUAAAUGCUGAUUUACCACCUGAAAAUGGUGAAAAUAGUAACUCACCUGACAUGGAUGCAGACGUGGAGCACAACGUGCAUCAGAUUCCGCCAUCUCCGCCCCUUACAGGAGAUGCUGCUUUACCUCAUGCCAUGGAUGCAGAUGAGGAGCAGGAGCAUCAGAGACCAUCCUUGCAGCCCCACACAGGAGACGCUGAUUUACCCCUUGUGAAUGUUGAAAAUGGCAACUUACACGACAGUGGCUCAAAGGAUGAGACUCUAACGGAUGAGUGACCAUAUUCAAUCUUCCGGCUGCAGUGACGCUGAUGUAGCUUUGGCAUGUGAAUCCAACGUGGUGCUCCCUCGUGAUUAGAUGCCAGAUGCCCCUUUUGAAGACAAGAAAAUGGCUUCAUUCAUACAAAUGUUGUCUCUCCUUCUCAACGUAAAAGGUGCUUGAACAGAUGCUGGGAUACACAACUUCUCUCAACAGUACAUGCAAUCAGGUGCGGCAAUUGGUUCUACCUUGAUAUGUAGGAUCUGCCUUGUUUAAUGCCUUUAACCAUGCAACAGCCCAUUAGUCUAUUGCCUGUAGAGUAUUUGAGUCUCUAGUCUACACAGCAUGUGAUAGCUCAAUGGCCUAUCUUGAUCAAUGGAGGUCCAUAGUUCAGUCACAACGGCUGUUUGUUUUGAGCGGACAUUUGUAACUCAAAUCUGUAUGUAUGAGAGCUCUGCCACAGUUCUGAUUUUUCAUUUCCACAUUGAUGUUGAUGGAGAGCAGGAACUGCAGAUGUAGAAACUAACGUGUAUUAAUGCAUGGCUUGGGUUGGCCAGGCCUUGGCUUUCUCAGA